Molecule: messenger RNA, 8019 nt
Organism: Chinchilla lanigera (long-tailed chinchilla)
Lineage: Eukaryota; Metazoa; Chordata; Mammalia; Rodentia; Chinchillidae
Gene: Thsd4
Product: thrombospondin, type I, domain containing 4
Biological process (GO): extracellular matrix organization
Cellular component (GO): extracellular matrix
Molecular function (GO): metalloendopeptidase activity
Source: RefSeq, a predicted model, not a curated record
UCAGCCUCCCGAGUGCUGGGAUUGCAGGAGUUGAACGCCACUCCCACCUGCAGAACAUUCCGUUCGCCUCUGAGGAGCCCUUAGCCUGGCCUGGUGGCAUCAUGGCUUCUCAUUUCAUGGGCUUUCUUGGUGUCCUGGGCUCCCUCCUGUUGCUCGGACUCCAGCUCGUCUGCCCACAGCCCUCCACCGAACACAGAAAGGUCCCGCAGCGGAUGGCGGAGGAGGGCAGCCCCGAGGACGAAGGCGGCGGCGCCCCUGGCGUGUGGGGCGCCUGGGGGCCCUGGUCCGCCUGCUCUCGCAGCUGCAACGGCGGCGUCAAGGUGCAGACGCGCCCGUGCCUGCCUGCCUCCCCCGCGCGGAGCAGGACACAAGGGCCCAUCGGUCCCGGCAAGUAUGGCUACGGCAAGGCCCCGUACAUCUUACCCCUGCAGACGGACACCACACACACGCCACAGAGGCUUCGAAGACAGAGGCCCUCAUCCCGGCCGUCCAGGUCCCAGGGGACAUCUGCUACCAGACAUGGCUACAACCUGCCAGGGCCUCUGUACCAAAGUGAAAAUGGCCCUCGUUCUGGACAUCAGGCCUCAGAGGCCUCCAUUUACCAGCUGCCUUUGACUCAGGACCAAGGCUUCUCUGCAGCUUCCAGUCUCUUCCACAGCCCAGAAACAAGUAGCCGUGGUGUGGGGGCCCAUAGGACAGACCGGAGCUUCUCGCAGCCCCUGCGAUCUGCAGCUAUCUCAUGCAUCGGGGCCUAUCGGCAGUACAAGCUCUGCAACACCAACGCAUGCCCAGAAAGCAGUAGGAGUAUCCGCGAGGUGCAGUGUGCCUCCUACAACAACAAGCCGUUCAUGGGCCGGUUUUACGAGUGGGAACCGUUUGCAGAAGUAAAGGGCAAUCACAAGUGUGAGCUGAACUGCCAGGCAAUGGGCUACCGCUUCUAUGUGCGGCAAGCUGAGAAGGUUAUUGACGGCACCCCCUGUGACCAAAACGGCACAGCCAUCUGCGUGUCAGGACAGUGCAAGAGCAUUGGCUGUGAUGACUACCUGGGCUCCGACAAAGUCGUGGACAAGUGUGGGGUGUGUGGAGGCGACAACACAGGCUGUCAGGUGGUAUCGGGCGUGUUUAAACAUGCCCUCACCAGCCUGGGCUACCACCGCGUUGUGGAAAUCCCCCAAGGAGCCACAAAAAUCAACAUCACCGAGAUGCACAAGAGUAACAACUAUUUAGCCCUGCGAAGUCGUUCUGGCCGCUCCAUCAUCAAUGGGAACUGGGCAAUUGACCGUCCUGGAAAAUAUGAGGGUGGAGGGACCAUGUUCACCUACAAGCGUCCCAAUGAGAUUUCGAGCACCGCUGGAGAGUCCUUCCUGGCCGAAGGUCCCACUAACGAGAUCUUGGAUGUCUAUAUGAUACACCAGCAGCCCAACCCUGGCGUGCACUACGAGUACAUCAUCAUGGGCACCAAUGCCAUCAGCCCGCAGGUGCCGCCGCAGAGGAGACCAGGGGAGCCCCUCAACGGCCAGCUGGACGCUGGAAGGAGCCAGGAAGGCAGAGAGGAGAAGGAGAGGGGCGAGGAGAAGGAGGACCUGCGUGGGGAAGCCCGGGAGAGCUUCACCUCUGAAGCCGCUCAGACCUUCCCCGUCAGACAUCCGGACAGAUUCGCUUCCCAUCGGCCAGACAACUUGGUGCCACCAGCACCACAGCCCCCGAGGCGGAGCCGGGAUCACAACUGGAAACAGCUGGGGAUCACAGAGUGCUCGACAACCUGCGGCAAAGGCUCACAGUACCCGAUUUUCCGCUGUGUGCACAGAAGCACCCACGAAGAGGUUCCCGAGAGCUACUGCGACCCCAGCAUGAAGCCGACCCCCGAGGAGGAGCCCUGCAACCUCUUCCCCUGCCCGGCCUUCUGGGACAUCGGGGAGUGGUCCGAGUGCAGCAAGACCUGCGGGCUGGGUAUGCAGCACCGGCAGGUCCUGUGCCGCCAGGUGUACGCGAACCGCAGCCUCACGGUGCAGCCCUACCGCUGCCAGCACCUGGAGAAGCCCGAGACCACCAGCACCUGCCAGCUCAAGAUCUGCAGUGAGUGGCAGAUCCGCACCGACUGGACCUCGUGCUCCGUGCCCUGCGGCGUGGGGCAGAGAACCCGAGACGUGAAGUGCGUGAGCAACCUGGGCGACGUGGUGGCCGACGAGGAGUGCAACAUGAAGCUCCGGCCCAACGACAUCGAGAACUGCGACAUGGGGCCCUGCGCCAAGAGCUGGUUCCUGACCGAGUGGAGCGAGAGGUGCUCGGCCGAGUGCGGGGCCGGCGUGCGGACGCGCUCCGUGGUGUGCAUGACCAAUCACGUCAGCAGCCUGCCCCUGGAGGGCUGCGGGAACAACCGGCCAGCCGAGGCCACCCCCUGCGACAACGGGCCCUGCGCGGGCAAGGUGGAGUGGUUCUCGGGGAGCUGGAGCCAGUGCUCCGUGGAGUGUGGGAAUGGGACACAGCAGCGGGAGGUGAUUUGUGUUAGGAAGAACGCGGACACCUUUGCCGUGCUGGAGCCCUACGAGUGCGCCUUCCUGGAGCGGCCGCCCAGCCAGCAGUCCUGCCACCUCAAGCCUUGUGGGGCCAAAUGGUUUAGCACGGAAUGGAGCAUGUGCUCCAAGAGCUGCCAGGGUGGCUUUCGUGUCCGGGAAGUGCGGUGCCUGGCAGAUGACAUGACCCUAAGUAAUCUCUGUGACCCUCAGUUGAAACCAGAAGAGAGAGAAUCCUGCAACCCUCAGGACUGCAUCCCUGAAAUUGAUGAAAACUGCCAGGACAAGUACUACAACUGCAACGUGGUGGUGCAGGCGCGCCUCUGCGUCUACAACUACUACAAGACGGCCUGCUGCGCGUCUUGUACCCGGGUAGCCGCCAGGCACACUGGCUUCCUGGGGAGCAGAUAACGCACAUCCCUGGUCCUGGGGUGCUGCCGGCCAACGAAACGUCGUUACCACCCUCAGCUCUGGCCACAUGUUCCUUGGGUGCCGGGAGCUCGGUGCCAGGGUGUUAGAAAACCACAGCAAGCCCCUUCCACAUUGCCAUGGACUCAGGACCCUGAGGACCCGGCCCCUGAGAACAGUGCGCUCGCAGCCCUGGUGUUGAGCAAGUGGGCGGAUGUUCCUGCCGGGUGCUCCUGGCUUCUCCAAAGUGAGCACCCCCUGGAGGUCAGAGGAGGCAGCGCCCCCGUCCAGACUUCCUAAGCCGCGAUGACACAUGCACCCCUCUCUGACCUCAGCCCACUGUGCCUGUUUUUACUCCCAAAGCCAUCAGCCCGUCUUCCUGCCUUAGGACACCUAACCUCACGUCUGGGGCGCUGUCUGGUGCUGCAGCCGGUGUACUCCCUGAUGCCAGCUCCUUAGCGUCCCAGAUGGGAGGCGGCAGAUGAGUCGUUCUCCCACUGUUUUUCUGACAAGGAAUCUGAGGCCCAGCUCAGGAUCUGCCAUGUGGGAGAGCUGAGUGCCUGCCCGGUCGCCUGCCCACAGCCCUCACCUAUCCCAGUCACCACAUGGGGGCUAAAGGAGGCACUUUCCUUUCCAGCCAGGAGGCUGAGACGUUUCCCACCAGCAAACACAGCCAGGAUUCAGCCUCUUCCCUCCACAGUGGGAAGGCCAGGCCCUCUGUCUGAUGCCAGGGACGGCUCCGGCUUCCCUAAAUCCAUCAUCAACAGAACAGUGCUGGGGACAGGACAGCCACAGUGGGAGCCUGGGGGUGCCUGAUAUUCUGGUUCCAGCCCAAGUGACACGUCCCUCUCGCCGUCCUCAGCCAUCUUUCUCCGUGCCUUGCGUGGCCGGUGCAAGGUCUAGCCUGUGGGUCCCGCAAAUACUCCAGGUCGUAUUAGAAAGAGUCUCACUUUGGUCUUUCUGGAGUGCGUUACGGCUUUUGCUCUGUGCCUUCUAACCCUCCCCUCACCACAUGACUCACAGCCGUCACCUCCCGUAGACUUGACCAAGAUCCGUGUCCCUGCAGCCAGCCUGGAAGGAGCCGUGAACACUACAUCCGGUCUCCCAGCUCAUUUCACCCAGCAAGGGAACCGCAGAGGCCUCUGGCCUGAAGUGGGGUGCACUGCACCUUGAAAAGUGAACUAACUAAAAAACAAUUCAAUUUUUUUUUCUUUCAUCCAUCAGGAAGAAUAUCAGGCUAAACAACUGUGGACUUGUAAAUGUCUCCCGUUUUAGGUCCUGGGUGUAUUUCCCUUUCAAAGCAAGCCUUACGCUUACCUGAGCAUUUUGACUGGAAACCCUGCGAAGAUGAUGAGGAUUUGCAGAGCUCUGGGCCCUGUCGGGCUCACCCGCUUGCAUCCCUCCAGCCUCAGGCCUGCAGGAGCUCUGGGUGGUGCUCUGGGGGGUGUCCUGCCUGCUCCUGAACCUGGGGUGCCCAGGUGCAUUUCCUGGGGCGUCCCAGCCUCUGCCUGCAUUCCGGCCCCGGCUGCAGCACUACAGGGCACAAGGAGACCAGAGACGCCCAGAAAUGCAAGUUUCUGUCCUAUGCCUGUCCCUUACUCGGGCCUAGUCUGCCUUCUUGUUUUUCCGAACGCUGUGCCUUCAGGGCCUGCUGAACAAGCAGCCCUUGCGAGCUGCUUGGAGAGUUUUUCUCCACACGUAGGGGCCACCAAGGCCAGUAGGUACAGAGAGGAGGCUGGUUUAGCACAGGCAAAGAAUAAGUUCUAGCAAUCAAAGUCACCCACGAAGGGUGCAGGCCACCACACCGAGGGAGCUCUCUGUCUCCAGAGACCUCGCUGACCUGGGGGAGAGGAACACCGCCUCAGUCCUUCCAACUCAGGAAUUCUUGCUCCUGGGUGGCUGUGUCUCUUUGGCAUCCAACACUGUCCCCAGCAGUGUUACCUAACCACUUCUCUGAGAGGACGGGUCCUCCCAGGACCUGGCCAUCCUGCUAAGGGUGGGGUUGGGCCAGCCCAUGCCUUCACAGGGAGAAGAGGACCCCAGCUAGGGGCCUUUUUCUUUCCAGCAAACAAUCGAGCUAUUCUUGGGGUUCAGCAUAGUUGGGACCAGGUGACUAGAACAGAGGCUUUGUCAGCUUGCAGUCUGAGAAAGCCGAUCCACGCCUGUUGCGCUGUUCUCGUUUGGCCCCUAACCACGUGUUCCUGCUGCGCAACGCGGCCCACGGGGACUUGGGUAUUUGCGGCGAUCCCUUUCCGGGGCGGAGUCUAAGGAAAGCCCACCUCGGGGCGCUCUCCCUCCAGACAGUGCUGUCUCCUUUCCCAGCACCCCUUUCCUCCCUGUCCUCUCAUCACCCACCAGCGCCUUCCCAGGCGCCAAUGUGGAAUGGAAAUUUAUAUGUUCAUACUGCCCUCCCCCCCCAUAGUGUAUUGCCUUAUUCCCUGCUCUGAAUUUUAAAAUUAGAUAAAUUAAAGCUAUUAUGGGUUUUCCCUCUGAGAACUCAGCACAACCCCAGACAGAAAUCGUGCCUCUCCCAGCCUAGGCGAGGGCCACCUCCUGACCUCCGUCCUUCCCAGCCCGAGGGCCACCUGCAGGUCCAGCCCUUGGAAAAAGGACCGGAAAUAUCGGACGCUGCAAAGCUCCUUGCAUGCCCACCGCUAGAGGGAGCCAAUUCCCUUCAGUGAAGGUUUGCGGUCCGCCCAGCUGAUGGGAACACCUAGGACGGGAGCUCUCAGAACCGUCCCUGUCUGUCCCUCUGCCUUCCUGCUCCGUCUCAGGGCUCUUUGGGGUGUUUUUCUUCAUUUCCCUUAGUAUCUACCAGUCUCGCAUUCCCAGGGUAGCUUUAUGAAAGGACAGAAAAUGGGAGACACUAGUUUGACUUGUUUUUACCAGGCGUGCUGUUUGACACCAAGAGAGCUCUAGAUAUUACUGUACUAAACUAGUGUGUUCACUUUUUUUCCAUUAGUAUCGCUCGGGUAGAGUUGGGAUAACAAUUUUUAAAAGAGAAAGAAAACAUACAUCGAAGUGAUAAGAAAGACAACCAGAAGUUAAACCAGAUUGAAUAAUCUAGAUCAACCCAGUAGGUGGAGACCAGCAUCCCGUCCUUGCCAUUUUUAACAUGGUUUAGAUGGAGAAAUAGACACUUUACCAGAAAAGAAACUGAUUGAUAUGAAAUUGGAGAGCUAAUGGCUUAGCUAACAGGUGCUGGAUCUAAACAGAUCACAAGACUAGAUUAAAACCCAGAUCUUAACAACUCACAGGGAAGCAACAGAAAGACCUACCUUUGGAUUUUUGAAAAACUAUACAAGUAAAAGGUGAAGAGAUGUGUUUCAGUUGACAAAACUCAAGGAAGGGGGAUGGAGCCACCAAAAUUGGAAACUCACAGGAUGUUUGGGUGGUAUGAGAACACAUGGGCACCACGUUUUGUCUGGGACCACACUUCGGGAGACUGUUGACCGUGUGUAACAUCCAGGUGGGGAAAACCAGGUGGUUGGCUAGAAAGAGCUGGAAGGACCUCGUGAGGGUGUGGAGCCUGCAGAAGGUUUGAGCACCAUGAGAGCCAUCCUAGGCCCGGGAGGGAGAAGCUACAGGGAGCCGGAUGUUUGCUCUUGCAGGAGAACCAAGCAUCAGUGUCAGAGGCCAGGUGGUGACUGGCCCAUCCUUGGAGGUGUCUCCAAAACCACAUGACCAUGUGUCAGGAUAUAGGAGAGGGUCUCAGACAUCUAGCUGGGCAUCACGGUGUUCAAGGUCAUUUCCAAUUCUGGGCUGUGGUGAUUAUGUUACUAGAACAACUUUGUGUGGGCUCUGAGUGUGACCCUCGUAUGUCCUGUCCCAUUUUGCCACCAUAUCUGCCAUUUCAGACCCAUCGAUGCUUCCGUCCCCUACGCUGAAUGUGGCCUUGUAUCUCAGAGAACCACUGGCACCUUGGCCAGAGCUGCCCUGUGUGGUCCUGUGUCACAGAAAACGCAGAUAUGAUGGGACCAGGGAGGCGGUGCGUCCGUUAGCCAAGAGCCCUUUACCUCCCACCUGUCUCUCUCGGCUCGUUUCUUUCAUCCACCUCUGCUGGGACAAAGUGAUUCUCUCUGCCAUGAACCAGGCCCGGUUCCUGCUUCUCCCCAGAUUCUCCUUGUGCUAUGGCACAGUGACCACUGGAUGGUGGCACCUUCCGGUCAACAUUCUCAGCGUCUUCCAGACCGUGAGCCCCUGCGCGGUGCCAGGAAACCCCUGCUGGUACCUAAAGGAACCCCCACCUGCCUCGACCCCCUGCUCCCCCUGCAGUUUGACAGAAGGAUAUACUUUGUGAUAACUUAUUAUGUUGUUCUUUGUAAAUACAAGAUGUUUAUAGGAAAUAUGUAUUCUGAUCUCUAUCUGCAGAAUAAGUCACUACACCAAAAUAGUUCUAUAAUUUAGAGUAUGUUAAUUUUAAAGGGACCGAAUAGGUAUUUAUUUGCAUAUACCAUCCACACUUGUAUAAAAUCAUCUGACCAUACUAACCAGCUUCCUGGAAUGUUGCUACCCCACACUGCCUUAUUCUAAGUCCAUUUUUACCAUCAUUUAGUACUCGGACGAGUCAAACUCCUUGGGGUUUAAGAUUGAAUAUAAAUUACUCUCUUUUUGACUGGUCAGGGCUUUCACCAGGGCAUCGCUCCUGGACGUGAUUGCCAUCUUUCCAUUUUUAACAUUGUAUUUCCUCAUAUAAUCUGCCCACUCCUUGUCCCUACACAUCUGCAGGACACAGGGCCUGUCCCACAGCCUUCUUGUCCUCCUUGUGUCUCCUGCUACUAGGCCCGCCAGGGUCAGAGCGGCAGAUCGGGCGGGGAGAGGCUUGAAGGCCUGUGGCUCCAGUAGUCCCUGCUGGGGACCGGGGCCAGGGUGACAAGGUUGUCCUGUGACUGUGGAGCCAGGAGCAAGAGGCAAGGAGCCCACCGCACACUCCGUCCACCCCAGCUCCUGGGCGGUGUGAAACUGUUACAUAAGGAGUGGAGAGUAGGUGGUGGAUUAUACGAGUAAAUGUGGCCUGUUUUCAGGAGAAAUGACAACUAUUUUUGUGUAUGACUAAUUUAUUUUUAUUGUAAAAAUACAAUAAAGUGGUUAAAAGAUC